This is a messenger RNA of Metopolophium dirhodum (rose-grain aphid), 1251 nucleotides long. RefSeq names its product craniofacial development protein 2-like. The transcript is spliced from 2 exons. The coding region runs from base 1 to 1251 and encodes 416 amino acids. NCBI's taxonomy places the organism in Eukaryota, Metazoa, Arthropoda, Insecta, Hemiptera, Aphididae. Gene Ontology annotation, molecular function: catalytic activity. Gene Ontology annotation, biological process: chromatin remodeling. The record is from RefSeq and is a predicted model, not a curated record. Gene Ontology annotation, cellular component: nucleus.
AUGGGGUACCUUAAUUGCACCACGCUGACUUUAAGUAGUCGGCGCGGAACGGCCCUCCAAUCUUGGGGGUUGAGCUUCGGGCCAACAACCCGUUCUUGCAAAAAACACUCAGUUAAGAAACCAUCAAAAAAGCCUCGGAACUGGAUUGAAAAUGGCAAACAACUGGAAUCGGAAAAUGGGCUACGUAUAGGAACUUGGAACGUCAGAACACUAAACAAACCUGGAGCAUUGCAAAAUGUACUUGACGCUUAUAAUAACUAUACAAUUGACAUAUUAGCAGUACAAGAGAUAAGGUGGCCAAAUAGUGGAAACCUAAAGAAAGACAAUAUAACAUUAUUUUACAGUGGCACUACUAAUGGAAGACAUGAAAAUGGAGUAGGUUUUAUAGUACACGACAAGAUACUACCAAAUGUUAAGACCUUCUCAGCCUUUAAUGAUAGAAUUUGCUAUAUACGUAUAGCGGGAAGGAUAUUUGACUUAAUUAUCAUAAACUGCUAUGCCCCAACAGAGGAAAAAGAUGAAGACAUAAAGGACAAAUUCUAUGAAGAACUAGAAAGGGUAUAUGACACUUUACCGUUGCACUGUAUAAAGAUAGUAGUAGGUGAUAUGAACGCGAAGGUUGGAAGGGAACAUAUAUAUAGACCGGUCAUAGGACCUAACAGCUUACAUGAAAUUAGUAACGGAAAUGGAACCAGACUGAUAAAUUUUGCACAUUCAAAAAAUUGUAUAAUAAGCAGUACAUAUUUCCCCAGAAAAAAUAUACACAAAGUCACUUGGAAAUCCCCUGAUGGAAGAACAUUUAAUCAAAUUGACCACAUACUUAUCGACAGGAGAUUUAGGGGAUGCAUAAGGAAUGUAAGAACGUAUAGAGGAGCUGACGCAGACUCAGAUCACUACCUAGUGUAUGCGAAAUUUAACCUGAGACUGGCAACAAAAUGGAACUUGGAAAAAAGGAAACCUACAAUAAAGUACGACAUUCAAAAAUUAAAUGAUAUUGAAAUAAAUCAUAAUUAUAUUGAGAGAAUUGCACAUGAAUUACAAAAUAAUAAUAUAAAUCAAAUAAGCCAUAGUACAGAAAUUGAUACGAUUUGGAACAGAACAAAGGGAGCGGUGGUUAAUAGUGCAACGGAGAUUCUAGGAAUGAAACCAAAAGAAAAGAAUAAAAACUGGUUCAACGAUCUGUGUAAGAAUGCAGUUAUCAGAAGAAACGAAUUGAGGAAAAAAGCACUACAAAAUCAGACGAGUGCAUAA